This is a messenger RNA of Acanthopagrus latus (yellowfin seabream), 3706 nucleotides long. RefSeq names its product neutral cholesterol ester hydrolase 1-like. The transcript is spliced from 5 exons. Bases 171 to 1391 code for a protein of 406 amino acids. Gene Ontology annotation, molecular function: carboxylic ester hydrolase activity. Lineage: Eukaryota; Metazoa; Chordata; Actinopteri; Spariformes; Sparidae. The record is from RefSeq and is a predicted model, not a curated record. Gene Ontology annotation, cellular component: membrane.
UUGUUCGUCAUCGCCGGUACGAGAUCGACCGCACACUGCUUUUAUUUUGAAAUCAAGGUCAUUCCUCCGUGUUUCGUCGAUCCCUGGCGGAGCCGCUGAUCGUCCGGGACCGGGGGCAGCGCAGUCCCGUAUGAACCGGUAGGCAUUUGGCAGGUACCAGUCCCGCAGCGAUGAGGCUCCGUGUGGCCGGGGCCGUGCUGCUGUCGGCGGCCGCCUACUACGUGUAUUUGCCGCUACCGAGCGGCGUGAGCGAGCCGUGGAAGCUGAUGCUGCUGGACGCGCUGUUCCGGAGCUUCUUACAGGCGAGCGACGCGGCUCACGCGCUGGGCGUCUGCCAUCGAGUCCACCUGUUGAACCAGGUGGUGUCCUGGGUGGAGGUGAUCGAGGCUCGCUCCUGCGCCGCCGUGCACGUGACCGACUCCACGCUCGGCGGCGUGCCCACCCGAGUCUUCCAGCCCAAAGAGGGGAAGCAGCUGAAGAGGGGAGUCCUGUACUUCCAUGGCGGAGGAUGGGCUCUGGGCAGCGGACGGAUGCGAUCGUACGACCGUCUCUGUCGGAAAAUGGCGGAGGACCUGGACGCUGUCAUCAUGUCUGUGGAUUACCGUCUGGCUCCGGAGGCGGUCUUCCCAGAUCAGUACCACGAUGCGUUAGCGGCGUCACGGGCUUUCCUCUCCUCUCAGGUGUUGGAGCGCUACGGCAUCGACCCACACAGGGUGUGUGUGUCUGGAGACAGCGCCGGGGGAAACCUGGCUGCUGCUGUGGCACAGGAGCUCAGCUCGGACGACACUCUGCCGGUGAAGUUCAAGGCCCAGGCGUUGAUCUACCCGGUGCUGCAGGCGCUCGACUUCUACACCCCGUCCUACCAGCAGAACCAGGCCGUGCCCAUCCUCUACAGGCCCAUCAUGGCUCGUUUCUGGCUGCAGUACCUCGGCGCCGACUCCUCUCUGGAGCCCCUGCUGCUCGCCAACAACCACAGCUCCCUGGACCAGCCGGCCAUCAGCGCCAACGCCCGCUCCAAGCUGGACUGGACCGCCUUGCUUCCAGCUAAACGCAGGAAGCACUUCAGGCCGGUUGUCAAAGAAACGGGAUCGCCAGGGGUGAUGGGCGAGGUCCCAGAGCUGAUGGACGUGAGGGCGGCACCUCUGCUGGCGGAGCAGGGGGUUCUGGGUAGGACGCCUAAAGCGUACGUGAUGACCUGCGAGUUCGACGUGCUGAGGGACGACGGGUUGAUGUACGUGAGACGCCUGCAGGACGCCGGGGUCGCCGUGACCAGCGAUCACUACGAGGACGGUUUCCACGGCUGCAUGGUGUUCGCCUUCCUGCCGAUGAUGUCGAGCGUCGGACAGAGAAGCAUGAACAACUACAUCCACUGGCUGGACCAGAACCUGUAGACAGUCGGGAUCCGUAAGGUGGCACCAAAGAUGUUCUGGAGUGGAGAGUCUGGAACUUGAGAGCUUCCUUGUUGGAUCAUCGCUCACGUCCUUAAUGUCGUCUUGUGAAUGUGGCGAUCAUUUCUUGAGGAUGUGUUGAACCAUGAUGUGCAUGUGUAGAUGUAAAGGCAGAAACAUGGUCCACGCGAGCACAAACUAGAAGCUGGACCCGCCCUCUGUCUGGGUUCAGUUCUUGCAGAAUCUCUAUCCAUGGCGGCCAUUUUCCUCAGGGUGGACGGCUCAAAUGUCGUAAACAAAGUAAAUCUGAGAAACUGCUGGCUCGGAUGCAAAAACAUUUAAUCACAGCGAGAAACAAACUGCAACACGACGCAGCUAAUUUAAUUUAUAUCUAAUUUGAAAGUUAAGAUUUAUUGAUGCAAGCUCUUUUGUUGUUGCGUGGACCACGUCUCUGCAGCUCGAGAGUCAACCGGGCGACUACGCGUCCUCGCUGAACCCCCGAAACCAAAAACGUUUUCCAACCAAAUGAAACCAAAGAAAGUGACGCUUUCACACUUAUGUCAAAGGCCAUAAAUCUGUCGACAGAAAUACUCGAAGCUCAACUAAAAUCCCAGAGUUUGUUUCAGGGCUGAUGAGGUGUUCGCUCUAAAUGUGACAUUAUUAAAACACUGGAGACGACGUGUAGCACAGACAAGUUUUACUGAUACGAAAACCACAAGACGCUACGGAAGAAAAAAGACGUUGAGAGAAGUAGAAAAGCUGUCGUGUUCAAAACUUUAAAGAGUUUAAAUUUUAAUCCUAAAUAGCAAAUUGUAAGAAACAUUUUCACAAGGAAGCUCAAAGUCUUUUAACAAACUGUGAGACGCGAGAUUAAGCCAAAAAAUCUGAGACGCCAUUUUGUUCUGGUGUUAAUUUGGAAAAGCAUCAACAAGUCGGUCAUUUUAUUUAAAACAUCAAUGAUACAAAAACCUGCGAGCUCAAUAAUUUUAUCCUCGGAUAUUUUAUUAAUUACUCUGAAUCCUCGUUUGCAACAUCCUGACACAGUGAAGACAACAACUUUUGAGGAAACUUCCGGGGAAAUAAAGUCAGAUUGAAACUAGUUUGUUGCUUGACUUCUGCAACAAAUGCUAAAUUAUUUUCACUGCACAAACCGGUGAAACGUGUCAGUGACGAGCUCCUAAUCUGAGGUACAAAGUCGCUCUUUAAGUCCAGAUUUUUAUUCUUUUACGAUGCACUGAGACACUGAAACAGCCUGCUGACACACACCGAACAGGCCAGUCAAGGAUACAGUGUGUGUGUGUGUGUGUGUGUGUGUGUGUGUGUGUGUGUGUGUGUGUGUGUGUGUGUGGUAGAAAACUAUGCCAGAGUUCACAUCUGUGUAUACUCACUGGAUUGUGCAAUAUAGUAUGUUUGAAAGUAUCCGUCACCCCUCUGUAACUCUCUGAUGACCACUGGACUGCAGGGCCUUUUUGCAAUGAUGAUGAUGAUGAUGAUGAUGAUGAUGAUGAUGAUGAUAGCUGUGAAACGUAUGCGAGAAUUACUGUAUCGCCUCGAGAGACCAGAUCCCAAGCGGACUAUCGUGUUUCCCUCCACCCUCCCUCCCUCACCGCUGCAGGCCCAAAACUAAUAUAACGGGCCGGCGACAGCGAGCGUCGGACUGACUCGGUUUUGGCUCUCGGCCCAAAACGCAGCGAAGCAGAAACACUGAGUGUGGUCAUUACUGAAAAAAAACCCAACAUGCUGCCUAUCAGGAGAGUUUCUUCUUCUCUUAAAGGGGAAACGACUCCGGACAGUUUCCUGCCUCACAUGUGCAGCAAUGGAAAUUCCAAACGCACACGAUUUGAACUCUUUCUAGGAAGAAAGUGACGAACGUGUUUGAAAUGCUUGUUAGAGGAAUUUAUAAAUCAGGAAUGUGGAUUUUUAAGAUUGAAAGAAAAAGUGACUUUGGACUGUAGAGAAAGACUUCUUUUUUAUGAUUAUUUUUUAAUGCUGUAUGGGAAAUUAAGCUUUAAAGGAACAGUUCAGCUAGAAAAUCAAAAAUCUGUCAUUAUCAUCACGAAAUUGUUAGAAAACAACCGUUUCUCACAAUGUCAAUGUGCUUACAAACCAACAAAACCAACCAACAACAGAGAGGAUCAAAAUCACAACCUCAUCCAAAAACAAGAGCAUAAAAUGGCUCCCAAAGUCUCCCUGAGAUCACAAACUGAUGUUCAGAGACGUUACUGACACCCUGAAAUCUUCACUGAGCCGCUAAGCUAAGCGUGUUAGCACACAACUCGUCUGAAGUUAAUAGUCAAGUCCACACUCUCCCACUCUGC